AUGUCCUUCGUCGGGGUAUCCGUCAUCGCCAACGGCGAGCUCCUCGGCGCUGACACCUCGCCUGCAAGCUGCCCCAGCGCCAGCGGGUACCACUUGCUUGUCGUCCAAGGCCACUCGCGCAUGCGCGAGAAAUCCAACAUAUCUCACCGUUUCACCGUCGGAGGCCACCGCUGGCGAAUCGUUUACAACCCCGCGCUCUAUGACCUGGGCGAAGACGGGGUCGUAGUACUUUGUCUCUUCCUCGACGAGAAACUAGACACCACUGCAGAGCCCGUGAAGGCGCAGGUCGAGUUUAGCUUCGUUGACGAGACCGACAAGCAAGAGCCGGCACGUAUCCGCGCUAGCAAAAUACUAGAGCUACGAGGCCAGUGCAAUGAUGCGUUUAAGUACAUUGACAGAGCAGUCUUGGACAAACAUCUCAACAACGGCAGUUUCACCAUCCGGUGCGACAUCGUGGUCCUAAAUCCAACAUGCGACACCGCGUUCAUCACGGUUCCGCCGUCCGACAUGCAACAGAACUUCACAGACUUUCUCCUGGCAGGGGAGGGCACCGACGUGGUCUUCCAUGUGGGCUGCGAGACAUUCGCCGCCCAUCGGUGUAUUCUCACGGCCCGGUCUACGGUCUUCAGGGCAGCCCUCUUUGGCCCCAUGAAGGAAGGCACGUCCACGGCCGCCACCGUGCAUAUAGACGAUAUGGACGCUACGGUAUUCAAGGGCAUGCUUGGGUUCAUCUACAGCGACUCAUUUCCAGCGAUGGACACAAAUGAAAAUGAGGGCGCCCUGCUGCAGCACUUGCUCAUCGCGGCAGACAGGUACAACCUCCCAAGACUCAGGGCGAUGUGUGAGAAGAAGCUUUGUGAGCACAUCGACGUGAGCACGGUGACCACCAUACUAGGGCUUGCCGAGCCGCAUGGCUGUGACGGGUUGAAGAAGGUGUGUUGCAAGUUCCUCCGGUGUCCGGACAACCUUAGGGCAGUGGUGUCCAUGGACGGCUUUGAUGAUUUGUGCAGGAGCUGCCCCACUCUUAUGAAGGGCAUGAUCCUUGGCGUGCUACCAGCAAAGUAG
Molecule: messenger RNA, 1065 nt
Organism: Triticum dicoccoides
Lineage: Eukaryota; Viridiplantae; Streptophyta; Magnoliopsida; Poales; Poaceae
Product: BTB/POZ and MATH domain-containing protein 2-like
Exons: 1
Coding region: 1-1065 (354 amino acids)
Biological process (GO): protein ubiquitination
Molecular function (GO): protein binding
Source: RefSeq, a predicted model, not a curated record